AACUUCCGUUCUCUAUUCAAUUUGCACUUCAAGCAUAAAGCCACAACAAACCACCUCUCUCUACAAGAUGCAGAUUCUCUACCACUAACACACUCUCUCUCUCUUAUCACAAUCCGAAAUGAAAACAAUAGACAUCUUCUGUGCUUCUCAAGCUUCAACAGCCAUAAGCAUGAGCAUGGACCAACCUUCCUCCUCCACCGCCGCUGCAGUUGGCGGCCGAGCCAUCGACCGCCACAAUCCAAUAAUCAGAGACCAAAAAAGAGCGCCUAGAGGUCUCCCUUUAGCUCCUUGUACAUCUCAAUCACCACCGAUCAAUCCCCAGCCUUACCAUCUCCUUCACAAGAGUACUAAAAAAGACGCUGCAGCCAAAGGCAAAACGACAAAUACUGAUCUAAGCAAGAAGAGUGUCAGUCACAGAAAAACAAGCCAGAAAAAGGACAAGAACGUUACAAAGCUAGCAGUUGGUGAUGAUGGUAAUAGUAAUAGUAACGGCGGUAAAGAUAAAGAAGUUGUAGCGGUAACAAAGAGCUGGGUUAAUCGCAGUGAUUUUAUCACUCCUCCUACAUCUUCUCGAUAUCUUUUAAGCGAUAAAGAAUUGUUUGAUGGGUUAUCGGAUUAUGAUCCUGUUUUAGCAUCAUCAGUUCAUCAACAAGAAUCAAACAGUUCAAAAUCAGUUUCAACUUCUAAUAAUAUUAAUGACUCCACUGAGAAAGAGAAGCCUUCCUCCAACCAGGUUGUGGUUUUGAGAGUGUCACUACACUGCAGAGGGUGUGAAGGAAAAGUGAGGAAACAUCUGUCUAGAAUGGAAGGUGUGAGGUCGUACAGCAUUGAUUUCGCAGCAAAGAAGGUGACAAUUGUUGGAGAUGUGACGCCAUUGUCUGUCCUGGCCAGUGUUUCGAAGGUGAAAAAUGCACAAUUUUGGACAGGCGCUGCUCCUCUCAAGUAACUCACAACUCAACAAAUAAUCAUUUAUUUUAUGUCAUCAGAAUAGUUAAUUAGGUUUCAGUUUAGAUGUUUAAUUAAAAAUUAGUGUAAAUGCAGACUUUUCUUUUUUUUUAUUUAUUAAUUUUAUUAUUAUAAUUAGCACGAGUAGCUGGAACAGAAUCAUUGCUUAUAAUUAGACGCUGGUAAGUAAAUAAAAAACAGUAGAGACCUUAUUUGGCUG
Messenger RNA from Jatropha curcas, 1165 nucleotides. It is a transcript of the gene NAKR3, whose product is annotated as Chloroplast-targeted copper chaperone protein. NCBI's taxonomy places the organism in Eukaryota, Viridiplantae, Streptophyta, Magnoliopsida, Malpighiales, Euphorbiaceae. The record is from RefSeq and is a predicted model, not a curated record. Gene Ontology annotation, molecular function: metal ion binding.